Mycena citricolor is the source of this 375-nucleotide messenger RNA. NCBI's taxonomy places the organism in Eukaryota, Fungi, Basidiomycota, Agaricomycetes, Agaricales, Mycenaceae. The record is from the annotation of a GenBank genome assembly.
AUGAUUGGAGGAGCAGAGGAAUGGGAAGUCAAAGAGAUUGUGAAAGAACAAAAUGUCGGCCAAGGGAAACAAUACUUGGUUAAAUGGAAGGGAUGGCCACAUAGUGAGAACACCUGGGAACCAUCAUGUCACCUUACCUACGUGAAGAGAGUCCUGAAGGCUUGGCAGAGGAAACAAUCCAACCCAGACACACGCAUUCACCUCCUGCCAAUGCUCAAAGCCGGACACUGGGACUAUCUCAUCCAUCACUACAAACCCAAAGACGAGUGCCUCCCAUAUCCCCAACGACAACUCUUCGACCUGUAUGACAAUGCCUUUACACCCAUUGGCCCAGUCAAUGAGGAUAUUGACCCUAGAGAGGGGGUAAUGUCAUAA